AUGCCUGCAGACGAUGAUGUCGAUGGCUUGGAGGCUGCAGAUUCUCCGAACUUUGAGGAGGAAGGGGCCUUUGGCUCCCGUGGGGGCGCCUUUGCCUUGCUGGGGGCGCCGCUGAAGCACAGAGGAGGUGCGGUGUUGCAUGACGGCGAGGAUGGUGAUGCAGCCCUCGCUGCGCUGCAAGACCUGCUGAAGGAGGGUGACGAUGCCGAAGAAGCGGCAGUCGAAGAGGGUUUCGAGGAUGAACUAGUCGCUACCGAGCUUACUGAGAGCUUCACCGGUGAAGGUGAAGAAGAUGAGCCCAUUGCCUUGCAAGCCCCCACGGCAGGAAAGCCGGCGAGAGGUCCUCAGCAGAAUGGCAAAGCACAUGGGAAAGGCAAGGGUGCAGGCAACUCUCAAAUGCCUGACCUAAUGGAAGACUCCGAGGAGGUCGACGUUGAGGUGGAAGUCGAAGAGGAAGACAAUGAUGAAGACGAAUUGCCGAUUGUCAAGUCCAAAGGCAAAGCCAAGCAUGGCAAAGGCAAAAGCAGCAAGGGAAGCAGAAAGGGUGGAAAAGGCAACGGCAACUCCAAGGACAAGCCCGUGGACAAUUCAGAGAUGUCUAAAAAGGGCAAAGGCAAGGGAAAAGCGAAGGCGAAAAGCAAAAGCAAAGCAGUUGUCGAGAAGGAGCCGGAAGAAAAGGUGGAGGAAGAAGAGGAGGAUGAUGAGGAGGACGAAGAUGAAGACGAAGAAGAAGAAGAAGAAGACAUUGGCAUCAGCAAGGGGAAGGCUUGGCUCAAAGGCAAAGGCAAAGGGCCCAAUGCAAUGGAUAGGGGACGAGGUGCCAAAGGAUCCAAAGGCCAGAGCGCAGACGAUCCAUGGAAGCAGGAUAAAGGCUGGGGUAAAGAUUGGACCUCCAAAGGCUGGAAAGGAAAGGAUAAAGGAAAAGGCAAAGGUGACGACUGGUGGUCUUCGCAGUGGUGGUCGUGGAAGGGCGACUGGGGAAAGGGAGCUUGGGGCAAGAGUUCCUGGAGCAAGGGGGACUGGGGCAAAGACGACUGGGGCAAAGACAGCUGGAGCGAGGACUCCCGAGCUGACGCUCGGCGCCCGCGGGAGCCGAUGCCGGAGCCGUCCGAACCCCCUCGGCAGCGACCACGGCGCGAGGAGGCUGCGGCGGAGGUGAGCGAGCCCACCACCCGCGAGGAGUGGAUGCGAGCUCAAGACAGAUUUUUUGGGCAUCUUCGUGCGCUUCCUCCGGACUGGAUCAGGAUCCGGUCCAAAAGCACACGAACGAUCUACUAUUACAACACAAAGACAGGAGUUUCACAAAAUGAGGCGUUUGAAGACUGGAAUCGCCAGGGCAUUGCCUCCCACAGCAGUUUCACGGCCAAGGACGUCGCAGAUGUCUCGGGGAGGCGGCUGAGAUCAGAGCUGACGAACGAGGAGGCCUUUGCCACUCUGCGUCGGGGCCCCAGCGCCGAGCCCACACAGCCCAUGCGUUGGAAGAUCACACAGGUGGAUAGAAUGGGAGAUGCCAAUGUGCUGUCAUCGAUUUUCAGAUUGACGGUUGGAGAGAAGGGCAUGUGGACAACCGCGUUCGCCACCAUGGGGCACCGCCGCAACACUCUUGGUUCGAGCACAGGUGCUGAUGAAACACCUCCGAAGAAGCGAGCCCGCAGCACGAAGAGCAGUGCACCAAAGGCAGGUGCUAGCUCAGAGGACUUCGUCCUCGCAGACCUUGUGAAGGCGCCCAAGGUGCAGCGAAGCCAAGGCACAGAUUCCGUGUCUGAAGCUGUCGCUGCCGAUGGCGAGGCCCGGCGGCGGCAGGCGCAGCCCGCUGCCCUGGAAGAGGUCGUCAUCGGCUGGUACGUCGGCUCUGCGGAUCCAACGCCCAUCCGGCUCGUGAGAAAAGGGAAGGAGCUGGUGCAGGGAGAAGUCUUCGAGACACAGAGUGAUGAAAUCCGAAAGGAGUACCCAGAUGCCCCGAUUGCCAAAGCACACCGCGCCAAGUACAACUGGGUUGCUGAGACUGCAGGGGGCCGCUUCACAAGAGAUCCCACAAAGAUGGUUCCCGCCGUGCGCACUGCGGGCAUGAUUGGGAAGUGGACCUGCGAUGUUUGUGGAAAGACCGCCUGCGGGCAGCUCUUUGUCUUCCGAGCCUUCCUCCGAAAGGAGCACUUGCGUGGAUGCGUGGAGAGGCUCUUAGAUCCUUUCGUGGCCUACAUUUCAUCGCGUUGUGGCCGGGGCUUGCUGGGGCAGCUUACGGAGUACAUGCGCUUUAAGGAAGAGGUUUACAGAGCAGCCCUCAGCCUCACCACCAAAAGUGUCGACAUCGAUGAUGCACGUUCUCAGCUGGAGGAGUCCAUGCGUCGCUGCAGCCGCGAGGACCGUCAAUUCCUCAUUGACGAGUUGGAGAGACUGGCUGGAGUCGGUGUUACGGGCGCGACAAAGACGGCCGAAAUGGAGCUCCGCUGGAAUCAAGUGUGGCAACACGGUCUGGAGUCCGUGGAGCGAAUGAUGCCUGGCCAGGGUGGCGAGGGCCUAGUGCUCCUCCGCAGUGCCGAGGAUGUCUUCCGUGCUAUGGCACGGACCCUGGCGCCACGUGUGAAUGCGCGGCUUCUCGCAGCCGCGGCCGUGGCAGUGACGAACGAAGCGGACCUUGAGGGCUACCUGAAAGGCGCCGCUGCCAGCCUCGGGGCUGGUGGGCCGUUGCCGCAGGCCCCUUUGAGGUGGCCUUUCCGAGAGGUGGUCAGCUGCAUCGAAGCUGCCCUCCGUGCUUCCAACGGGGAGGAGUCAUCACAUCUGCGGGUGGAGCUGGCAUGUUCCUGGGACUCCUCCAUCAAGGUGUUUGGUCCGGACAAAGCUGCUGUGACCAUUCGCCUGGGCUACUUGCAAGCCAGGCAAGCCUUGCAUGCGUUUGCAUCCUCGUCGAGGCCAUCCAAAGAAGAGGCCUCGACGCUGCAGCAACGCCUGGAGCAGGUGUCUGGGGGUCUUGCCGCGCUGCAGGGGCCUCAAGAACCAGACCGUCGCUUGAGUGGAACGCCGGCCCUGCCUGCCAGCCUGCGCCCUCGCCACAUUGGUCGGGCGGAGAGCUUGGGUUAUGGUUGGCAUGCUGCCGACUGGGCACAGAGACUGAAGGACCGAUUUCGCAUGGGCCUCCUCUCCCGCUUCGUGCCUGGCACGGCUGAUGAGCCGAGUUGGGGGAAGCUACUGGCACUAGGAUUCGGAGGCCUUGCGGCUGGUGGAACGAUCUACUGGGCGCUCUCGAGGCAAUUCGGAUGGAACCGUGCACGGCGGGUGCGCGUCGCCAGCCUGUACGUGUACCCCAUCAAAGGUUGCAGAGGCCACCAACUCUCCAAGGUGCGACUCACAAAGUGGGGGCUGCAAGAUGAUCGAGUGUACAUGGUCGUGAAUGAGAAGAACGAGUUCGUGUCGCAACGAGAACUUCCUCGCAUGGCCUUGAUCCAUCCCGACUUACCAACAUCAAGUGGUAUCACCCUGCGCGCUGCUCCAGAAGCAGGAGAGGACGUGGAGCCAUUGUUGGUGCCAUUAAAGAUGGAUGGGCCGGAGAAGUCAGUGAGAGUUUGGGCGGAUUGGGUGCCGGCCAUCGAUCAAGGCGACGCAGUGGGCAAGUGGCUGUCAAGUUUGAUGCGGACUGAUGGCCUGCGAUUGGUAAGAAUUGCCAAAUCAGCUCAGCGAACUACAGACCCGAAGUAUGGCGUUGGGGAGACUGCCUUCUCUGACGGCUUCCCCGUGCUAGUCACAUCGCAAGCUUCCAUGGUGCUGCGUGCAGGAGGCCCGGUCGUGGGUAUCGACCGGUUUCGACCCAACAUCCACGUCGAGGGCUGCGGUCCAUUCCAGGAGGAUGAGAUGAGGUCCUUGUCUCUGCCAGGUGUUCAGCUGCCGUUGGUGAAGCCCUGCUCCCGUUGCACGGUCCCAGGGAUUGACCCACAGACCGGGAUGCGAACGACGCAGACUGGUGGUGCCAUCACGAAGACCCUGCGGGAGCACCGCUCUGGGCGUCUGAUGGCCCGAAGUGCGGCACUACACAGAACAUUCUUCAGCGAAUCCAGAAGAGCAGACGAUGUCUACUUUGGGCAGAAUGCUCUGGUGUUCCUCGACGAAGCAAGUGGAGCAGAGAUCUCUGUCGGCGACAUGGCUGCCGUGUCAUGGAGUGCCGUGCUACUGUCGACAGACAACGGCUACUUUGUGCGGGAUAUGCUGGCAGCAGACUUUGACUUCACCAGGCGGCCACUGCGCCUGGUCACGGGCUGCUCAGGCGCCGAGGCUCCGCACUUCGCCAUGCGCCAACUUGUGGGCCACGAAGGCUUCGAGCAGCUCUUCGGCUCCGAGAUCAACGAGAAUCCGCGGCGCUUCAUCCUCAGGAACUGCAAUGCCCAGCACCUGUUUGAGGAUGUUUGCCACGUCAUGGAAGGUUCUGGCCCAUGUGCUCGUCAUGGCGGCCGCUGCUCCGUUCCGGAUGGGGAGGUGGACAUUUUCGUCGGAGGUUUUCCCUGCACUCCGUAUUCUUUUUGCAAUCCCAAGCGGUUCAAAAGGAACUGCUUUACUGAGCCUGCAGCCGCGCCCUUCUUCGAGAUGCGAAAAUUCAUUGCUCAGAGGCGGCCGCGUUUGGUGAUACUGGAGAAUGUGAGGGGUUUGCUGGCACCGAAUCCGGAGACCGAGCACCCUCCUAUUGACUUCAUUUUGCGAGGUCGGAACCCAGAGAACCAAGAGGAUUGCUAUCAGGGCACCGAGCCCAACGCUGAUUGGGGACUCAGCCUCAUUGAGGGCUAUGGGCUCCGAUGGGACAUCCUGUAUUCAUACGACUGGGGGCUGCCGCAGAGCCGCCCACGAGUCUACAUUGUGAUGGUCAGGGAGGAUGCGGGUGGUCAGAAAGCUGCCGAGCGCAUGUUUGAGGUGUUGACGGCCUGUGCUGGUCAUCUUCCGAGGGGUUCAUGCAACGACUUCCUCUAUCCUGAGACUUGGCUAACUGCUUGGAGCGGCCUGGACAUGACACGAUUAGGACGACCAUCCCAGGCUGGAGCUGGCGAUGCUGCGGAGCAAGGGUGGAGGAGGUCCGCGGAGAGCAUGCACCAAGUUCACAGAGGCUACGGCUCCCCGGCCACACUAGGGGAGUUGCAGUUUCAGACGCUCAGACACUCAGAUGUUCGGGGCUUCAGGCUGGGUCCCGUGCUUGAGGGACUUGGGAUCCCUGGUUUCAUCGGCAGAAGCGCCAAGGAGAAGAUGGUCGGCCAGCUUGACAUCAUUUAUGCCAUCGCGGAGAAGCAGGGCUUGGACUUCAACUUCCUCCUCGCCGAUCUUAGCCAGCAGGCGAGGUCGGAUGGAUGUCCAGAUCACCACACGGAGAAUGAGCUCGUCUUCUUGGCGGGGAACGCCAUGUCUGUGCUCUUCAGCUGCAGCAACUACACAGGGGACAGCUUACUGCCGGUCAUCGGGGCAGUUCUCUUCGCCGGCCUGGUGUCUUUGGACUGGGGCGACGACAGGCAGGAGACCUGGAAGUCCCUUGUCCAUGGGCUUCACUGCAAAGCCUAA
Symbiodinium natans is the source of this 5529-nucleotide messenger RNA. The record is from the annotation of a GenBank genome assembly. NCBI's taxonomy places the organism in Eukaryota, Dinophyceae, Suessiales, Symbiodiniaceae.